AUGGAGAGAAAUGGAGCUCCGGAUACUGCCGGGUUGUCCUCGCCUGGUAACCUAAUUCUGCAACAGAGGAAUGAUGCGAUCCAGGCGGCGGUUCAGCAACCCGGCGAUGGCGGCCUUUUCUCUCAGCUCUCCAGUAACCCUUUCUUCACAGCGGGAUUCGGUCUCGCUGGUCUUGGAGCAGGAUUGAGCUUAGCUCAGAAAGGCGUUCGACAUGGUGCCGCCCUGCUUCGGCGUCGUAUGCUCGUGGAUGUCGAAAUCAGUAUCAAGGACGAUUCUUAUCCAUGGUUUCUCCACUGGAUGACUCUCUAUCAACAAUCCCAACUUAACGCCGCUCGCUCCGCAGCCAGCAGGUCUGGCUUCAUGGAAACUAUCCUCCAGAAACUGACACCGGGAAUGCGCCACCUGUCGAUACAGACGCAAAAGGUCGAACAUGCGAAUGGCGCUAUACAUACUCACUUUGCACUGGUUCCUGGACCGGGAAGGCACGUUUUACGUUACAAGAAUGCGUUCAUUUUCGUCAAUCGGAUGCGGGAGUCCAAGUCGCAAGAUUUACAGACGGGGCGGCCAUGGGAGACGAUCACAUUGACAACACUCUACUCACAUCGGCACAUUUUCGAAGAUCUGUUCAAAGAGGCUCAUGCAUAUGCAGCCAAGUCACACGAAGGCAAAACGUCUAUCUAUAACAGUUGGGGCACGGAAUGGAGACUAUUCGGACAACCGCGGAGAAAGCGCCCAUUGGACUCGGUGAUUCUUGACGAAGGUGUCAAGGAGCGGAUUGUGGAAGAUGUGAAGGACUUUGUUUCUAGCGCAAAGUGGUACCAUGACCGGGGAAUACCCUACAGACGCGGCUAUCUGCUCUAUGGGCCACCUGGUACGGGAAAGAGCUCGUUCAUCCAGGCAUUAGCGGGAGAGUUGGACUAUGACAUUGCCAUCUUGAAUCUGAGUGAGCGGGGGCUGACUGACGAUCGAUUGAAUCACCUGCUCACUAUUGUGCCGAACCGGACCCUCGUCCUAUUGGAGGAUGUGGAUGCUGCUUUCUCGAAUCGGCGUCAAACUGAUACGGACGGGUACCGGGGCGCCAAUGUGACCUUUUCAGGCCUGCUAAAUGCCUUGGAUGGUGUUGCGAGUGCUGAGGAGCGUAUUAUUUUCCUCACAACAAAUCAUGUCGAGCGACUCGAUGAAGCCUUGGUUCGGCCCGGUCGGGUUGACAUGACCGUCCGUCUAGGCGAAGUCACUCGCUACCAAGUCCGCUGUUUAUGGGAUAGGUUCUAUGGUGACCUCGACACAACCGGAUCUUAUAGGCAAGCAUUCCUCGACCGGCUACAGGAGUUAGGCCUCAUAGAAGACGAGAAAGGCUUCAAAGCCGAUCGGUCGAGAAGUACAAGUGCGGCUGCUCUGCAGGGCUUGUUUCUGUAUAACAAGGGGAAUAUGGAGGGGGCAAUCGCAAUGGCCGAGGCACUCACACAUACAGUGCAUGAUUCGGCCGAGGGCGACCAUUAG
This is a messenger RNA of Aspergillus fischeri NRRL 181, 1500 nucleotides long. Its product is annotated as bifunctional AAA family ATPase chaperone/translocase BCS1. The record is from RefSeq and is a predicted model, not a curated record. Gene Ontology annotation, biological process: protein insertion into mitochondrial inner membrane from matrix; mitochondrial respiratory chain complex III assembly. NCBI's taxonomy places the organism in Eukaryota, Fungi, Ascomycota, Eurotiomycetes, Eurotiales, Aspergillaceae. Gene Ontology annotation, cellular component: mitochondrial inner membrane. The transcript is spliced from 2 exons. Bases 1 to 1500 code for a protein of 499 amino acids. Gene Ontology annotation, molecular function: ATP hydrolysis activity; ATP binding.